Solea senegalensis (Senegalese sole) is the source of this 2093-nucleotide messenger RNA. RefSeq names its product homeobox C5a (gene hoxc5a). Lineage: Eukaryota; Metazoa; Chordata; Actinopteri; Pleuronectiformes; Soleidae. The record is from RefSeq and is a predicted model, not a curated record. Gene Ontology annotation, cellular component: nucleus. Bases 409 to 1095 code for a protein of 228 amino acids. Gene Ontology annotation, molecular function: RNA polymerase II cis-regulatory region sequence-specific DNA binding; DNA-binding transcription factor activity, RNA polymerase II-specific. The transcript is spliced from 2 exons. Gene Ontology annotation, biological process: anterior/posterior pattern specification; regulation of transcription by RNA polymerase II.
ACACCAGAUGACGCUCUUGUCUUACUGUCCUGCCCUUUUUGCGCUAAGGAUCCCUGCCUGGUCCUGAGCAACCACCAGCUCAAAGUUUACCGGACACGUUUCUCCUAUUCAUCAAUAUCCCCAUUGAGUAUCAAAGCCAAUUUAUGACUGGCCAACAUGUGCACGUGAUCCCAUACAAAUACACCAUAUUUGGGCAGCGCACACGUCGGAUCAAGAAUAAAAAAAAGAUAGCAAAGCCUACUCCACCUAUAAAUCGUGGAUUAUUUUUUUAAGGCAGGCAGCUCCGAAUUUUGCAAAAGCGGCUCUAAAGAAGAGCAAUGAUCAACAAAAACAAGGAAAUAACCGCAACACAGCACACCCCGCAGCCCUGUCUUGUUUAAAAAAAAAGUAUCGCUGGCUUGGUUCAACAUGAGCUCGUAUGUUGACAGCUCCAAUUUCAGGCAAACAAGCGAGACAACUUCUCCUAACAGUAUGUUUAAUUUCGAUCUAUCUGGGCGCGCGUCCAGCCGCUUUGAGGAUGUGAAUGUGAACGGGAUAUUCACUUGUCCCGUCCCCACGACCUCUGUUGAACAGGAGGGGAUGAAAACUAGCCUGCGUGGCAGUGCGGAUACUCCUCUGCCGUCAGGACCACAGAUAACUAUGGUCUCCAGUAGCUCGUCCAUGGACGCAAGCGGGCUCAGCUACAGCGGCAGCGCGCUGCUGGGGCGCGGGGCGGACAUAGACCCGGAGAGGAGCGCGAAAUCCGGCGGCACCAUGAGCCAGGAGGGCGACAGGAACGCGGAGAACACGCAAACGGUGAAACGAAACGCAAACGCGAACCAGCGUCAGGACAGUGAGGCGAGACCACAGAUUUAUCCAUGGAUGACAAAACUGCACAUGAGCCACGAAUCGGAGGGUAAGCGGUCCAGGACCAGUUACACCCGCUACCAGACUCUGGAGCUGGAGAAAGAGUUUCACUUCAACCGCUACCUGAGCCGCCGCAGGCGCAUAGAGAUCGCCCACACCCUGUGUCUAAACGAGAGGCAGAUCAAAAUCUGGUUCCAGAACAGGCGAAUGAAGUGGAAGAAGGACUCAAAGAUCAAAGUGAAGGAGUAGAGGAAGUGUUGGAGUAAACGGGGGUGCAUGCUGCACGUUUUCAGCGCCACACUGCACAGUGCUGGAGUGCCGCCUGACCUCCGGAUGAACUGCUAGGAGCAAUGACAUCAUGACACCGCCCUGUGUGCUUUAUCACCAAUUAUGUGUCACUUGCUGCAGUUUGGGACCUAAUGUAUUGAAUAUCACUCACUUUGAUCAAUCGGUUUACAUUUCUAAAUUAAUUUGGUGCCCAUGCGAUGAUAACCUCACUUGACUGCACGAAGUGGACAUGAGGUUGAGAGAAGUUGCUGCUGCUGCUGCUGCUGCUGCUGCAUGGUCCUUCACGCUGCAAGGCUCUGGUCUGCAGUGGCUGCACAACUAUAUACUAAUAACCCAUGGUUUAUUUCACUUAGGACACGAGAGGUGCAGGCUGGGGGAUGCAUGCAUCAUUUCCAACUGUACAUCCCCAUCAUAUGAUUAAAAAACUAAUCAAAAACCUGAAAUGAAGGCAAAAUUAAUACUGACUGCUCUGGGAGAAAUCGUAAUGAUUAAAGGAGAUGUUUCCCAUAAGUCCUCGCCAGUAAAAGCUACUUCAUUAACCCUAAUAUUUUCUCUCUAACAUGUUGAAGUGCAACCCUUGGUUGGAUGUGUGGUUUUCGUUUCUUCUCCAUGUUGUCUGUCAUCUCUCUGUGAAUUUUUGAAAUCGUUCUGUAAUAAUUCAGCGACUGUAUGUGAUGAUAUUUGUGAUGUGCAAUGAAGCGAUUUCUCUCCUCCUUUGUAAACGUCAGGUGUCUGGUUUACCCAAGGCCGAGAACAACUCAUAUAGGUGCUCGUUUGUUGAUUGUAACCAAUAAACUAUCAUCAUUAAAACGUGGGAAAAAAUGUUUUCCUAUUGUCAAACAAAAGCACAUUUCUGUUAUUAUUUUUCUCCCCUGAUUGUAAAGGUUAAUGCUAGAAUUACACACAUUUUUGUGUCUUUAAAAUAAUUCUGUCUGCUGAAUUAAACUGCUACGAAUUGG